This is a messenger RNA of Dioscorea cayenensis subsp. rotundata (Guinea yam), 714 nucleotides long. RefSeq lists its product as uncharacterized. NCBI's taxonomy places the organism in Eukaryota, Viridiplantae, Streptophyta, Magnoliopsida, Dioscoreales, Dioscoreaceae. Bases 57 to 476 code for a protein of 139 amino acids. The record is from RefSeq and is a predicted model, not a curated record. The transcript has 2 exons.
UCAAUUAACUUGAUUUUCCAUCUCAGAUUGUAGCCACCUUCAGUGUGAUUGAGCAUAUGAAAAAGCUGUUUUAUGAACAAGGACGGAGUUCGAGGAGAGAUGACCCUGAGGUCAUAGAACUGCUUACUGCAAUUGAGAAAGCUAAAGAAGAGUUUGAAUCCAUUGAGAGGCCAACACUAGAAAUCGAGAAUCCUAAAGAAAAGCAGAUUCCUACCGCAAAAGCAAUUCCGUCUGAAGAUUCACAAAAUAGCCACUCUCAUGAUCCGCAAUCCACUAGUUCCCCUAAAUCAACAGUCAUUGCAGGGUCACCUAAAUCUACUCGAGCGUCGACUGAACUGGAUCCAGAUUCAGAGCUGGCUAGACUAGAAUUAGAAUUUGGAAAAGUUAACAAGGACUACUCGAGCGAAGAAAUCAGCGGUUGGGAGUUUGAUGAACUUGAAAAGGAGCUGAGGUCGGAAGCGUAUAAUAAUCCUUGAUCUUGUGACAUACACACAAAGAAUUAAGAAGUUAUUCAAUCUGAAGCAAACUUUACUCUUUGUUUUUCACUUAAAAAUCUGGAACCUAUUGUAAAUUUAUGCAUUGGCAUGUAUAUUUAUUGAGUUUCUCCUCUGUUUGCCAAAUGAUACUGUUCAUCAAACCUACUACAUUGUUCAAACGGUUUGAUCAAUUAUACUGUGAAUUAUGUUAGGAUACAAAUGAUAUUUUGUUGAUAUA